AUGUCUCGCAUCCACACACGGGAUGUGCUUUGCCGUAAGACCAUCCUCACGGCGGCGGAGGCAGGGUGCCCCUGCUGUGAUGCUGUUCUGGAGACCGCCAACCAUCUUUUUUUUGGCUGCCCGUUCGCGGUGCAGUUUUGGCGUAGCAUCGGCGUGUCGCCAAAUGAGGCUGUGGUUGGGUCUCUUCAUCGCCUGGAUGUCUCUCCGGCGGUUGGUGAUGCCUCGCCGGCAUCCUUCGUCCUACUCUGCUGCUGGAGGCUCUGGAAGCGACGGAACGCUGUCGUCUUCAGAGAGGAUCCGCAGUCCCUUGUUGCUACGUUGAAGGCCUGCAGAGAUGAGGCGGUGCUCUGGCGUGCUCGGCUGAAAGUUGCCGAUCGCUCCCACAUAGAUGUUUGGUUGUCGGUGCUUCGAAACAGGGGUGAGAUAGUCUGA
Triticum turgidum subsp. durum (durum wheat) is the source of this 432-nucleotide messenger RNA. The record is from the annotation of a GenBank genome assembly. NCBI's taxonomy places the organism in Eukaryota, Viridiplantae, Streptophyta, Magnoliopsida, Poales, Poaceae.